AUUUGGUAGUAUAAUUGCCGACGCUGAAAAUGGUUGCAACAAUUCUAUUAUUAUUAAUAUUUCUGCUCAGAAACGAAUUCGUGAUUAGCAAUGGCACAGAAAACUUUUCUGUGGUUUCUACGAGCACAAGCCCGUCGGAGCUUGACCAUGCACAAUUAGAAAUGCGCUCUGUAGUCAACGCAUUAAAAGAAUCCCUCAGCAAUCUCCAAAAUAUAAAGCAGGAAAUUAUUGAAGAAAUCAAAAACGAAAUUAUUCCCAAAACAGACGAAAAUUUUAGGAGGCAGUUAACCGAAGCGAAAAAUGAAAUUCUUGUUAAAAUAGACGCUUCAGAAGAAUCGACAAAACUUGCUGUUUCUAAAAAUGAGGAUCUUGCCUCAGAAAUCCAGUCAGUUUGUCAGAGCGUCAAAGAGCAACUGAUGGAAACAAGCAACGAAAUUAUUCAGGAGAUAGGAGAACUGAGAGAGUCACGAGUAGCUUGUUCUUCUGAUCUCAAAAAGAAACUAAAUGAAACAAAGAACUAUAUCGUUGACGAAAUGAAGUCUGUGCUUUCUGAUAACGAAAAACUAAUGCAGGUAAAUAUGCAAGCUCAGCUUAACGAAACGAAAGCCGAGAUCGCCGGACUGGGAGACUUUGACGAGGUAAAAAACCAACUGGCUAAGACGCAACAAAAGAUUCUUGUUGAAAUCCAACAAUGUAGGUCUGUACCAGAAGACUGUAGAGAAGUCCAGAAGAGGGGAUUUAACACUUCUGGGAUUUAUCGCAUACAGCCGAGGCUUUCCUUGCAAAGUUUUCUAGUUUGGUGUGAUAUGUCGUCUUAUGACGGUGGGUGGACUUCCGUCGUCAAUCGAUUUGACGGGUCGCAAAACUUUUACCUAAACUGGACUGAUUAUAAGCAAGGUUUUGGUAAUCUGUCAGGGGAACAUUGGGUAGGUUUGGACCACCUCUACGAACUGACAAGUAAGUUUUGUUUGUUCAAAAAGUACUUAUCGCUUUUUUAUCGUUUAGAUAGCAAACGAGUUGACUUGUUGGUGGAGAUGAUUGACUGGGACUUGUUAAAGGUAUAUGCGUUGUAUGACGAUUUUGUGGUAGGAAACGAAGCUGAGAGUUAUCCGCUCAAAACUUUGGGAAGAAAUAGAGGAAUUAUUGAAGAUUCUUUGAAAUAUCAAAUUCGGGCGAAAUUUAGUACUGCCGAUAAAGAUCACACCGGAAGCUGUGCUACCUCUUUUGAGGGUGGCUGGUGGUACACGGGUUGCUAUCACGCCUGUCUGACUGGAAAACAUGUUGAUCCCAGGAAAAUUAGCUCUAUGUCUGGAAUUAAGUGGGGUGCGUUUCAUGGUUUCGCGUACAGUCUUAAAGAAGCGAGGAUGAUGAUUAGGCCACGGUAAAUUGAGUAGAAGUAUUUGGAGCAACAUCAGAAAUUUCGGAACACAUUUUGCCAAUUUUGAUUCUUACAGUGUAACUGGUGCUAUCUACACAUAUUUUGUAACUUUUAGGUGUCAUGAAAUAAAUAAAAAUUCGCAAAAUCAAAUUUUGUAACUUUUCCAAGAAACUGGAUUUGUUGGGUUGUAGUUCAUGGACAAAGAAAUAACUUUGGAGCAUUUAUUUUUCCGAAACAAUAGAAAUCUAAGGU
Zophobas morio is the source of this 1630-nucleotide messenger RNA. RefSeq names its product fibrinogen-like protein 1. Lineage: Eukaryota; Metazoa; Arthropoda; Insecta; Coleoptera; Tenebrionidae. Bases 30 to 1385 code for a protein of 451 amino acids. The transcript is spliced from 3 exons. The record is from RefSeq and is a predicted model, not a curated record.